AUGUCUUCCAGAGACGGUAGCAAGGCUUCAAGCUCUCAGGUGCCUUUGUAUUUGUGGGGAGGUUCUAAGGUGUACAAGAAGAGGUUUGUGGCCAACCUGCACCGCGUUACAAAUGAAGAUCAAUUCCAGAGGUGGCGGGCUGCUUAUGCCUCUGCAAUUCCUGACGACGUGCAUGUCAAGCUGGCGAAGCCUUUGACUGACAACAUGCCUUGCAUGGAUGCGAAUGAUCCGAAUGCCAGAAUCAUCACCUUCCGUCCCUUUUACUUCUCCUUGGGCUUCAAAUUCCCACUGUCAAAUCUUUUCAAGGAGGUAUUCUGCGCCAUGGAGUGUGCUCCAAGUCAGUGUACUCCAAACGUCUACCGGGCGAUCAUGUGUUUUGAAAACCUGAGCCAUUUCUUCAUGUUGGAGCUGACAGUACGAGAGUUCUUCUAUUUUUUUGAAGUGAGGUGCUUCAAGGAGUAUGCCCAACUUAGCACCUGCAAUGUCAAGCUGUUUGACAGUCUUAGUCAAGGAGAUCACGUGUGGCAUGAUGAUGUGUUGGAAGUCAGCAGACGGUGGGAAGGCGAUGUUGGUGAUGGUCCCCUUGUUCCCCUCACCUAUUGCAAUUCGAACGACAUCAGCAAGAAAUUGGAGCUUGAGCCUAACAUGGCUAAGGUCCGCUGCGCUUUGAACAUCCCCCAAAAGUUUCGUGAGUGGCGUUGGCUGUUGAGUGAGUAUCGGGAGGAAGACGGUGGUCUGCCCCCUGCCGAGGAUGUCGAAAGAUGGAAGCAGAAUGGUCCAGAUCUUGAUGAUCUGAAGGCUGAAGUCAAGUUUCCGAGAACUCAAGCUACCUUUUCACGGGCGAGGAACGUGUCUCCAUUGAGGAAGAAGCCAAAGCUCCCUUGUGCAGAGAAGAUCCCAGUAGGAGUUGUUCCCUCCUUAUCUGCCAGGGUCAAGCAUCUUGUUGGCGCAGACAACAAGAAGAUUGGCGGUAUGCGCAACAUAAGGGAUGCUCCCCCUAAGCCUCUUGCUGACGAGCUUGGAGAUCAUGAUCUGCUCCGCGAAGUGGUCCGUGCGCGAUCUAGCUCACCUGUUGAAAGACAAAGAGAUGCGGAUGUUCCUCCCCGAAGUUCGGGUCGUUCGCACCAGUCGAAGAGUGGAGGUCGAUGUGGGAGGUCUGCUCAUCUAUCCAACCGUCAUGAUCCAACUAUUGAGUCACGAGCAGUCAAGCGUGGAGUUGAUUCGACGUCGCAAAUUCCUUUGGAAGUGAGGUUGGCGGAGGCUAGGAAAGCAAGAGAGUCAUCUGCCCGGACGAAAGGUUCUUCUGUAACGUCAGCGGCUGAUCCAAAGGUGGACAAAUCUAGCCCUGCAGGGGAUGCAGGCGUGUCUGAUCUGCUAAAGACGCAAUUUCUAUCAAGUCCAUCCUUUUGUGCUGAGCUGGUUGACCAAAUCCGUCAGGCUGGCGAUCUUGGUGCUUUCUCAAGUCUUUCCUUGGAAAAACAAAGGGAAGCGACACUUCAUCUGCUUCAAAAAGGAGUAGUUUUUGCUGCUGAGACCAUUCAGAACUCGUCUGCUCAGCUCAGCGAGUUGGAGAAGAAGAAUGCCGAGUUAGUUAGCAAACUUUCUGCCGAGCAGACCCGUUAUGAGAAGAAGACGUCUGAUUUGCGGGCGAUGAUAUCUGAGUUGAAGAGUUCCCUUGCUGAGAAGGAUUCCGAGCUUAACUCCUCUGCUGCUGACUUGGCAAGUUGA
Molecule: messenger RNA, 1728 nt
Organism: Prunus armeniaca (apricot)
Lineage: Eukaryota; Viridiplantae; Streptophyta; Magnoliopsida; Rosales; Rosaceae
Source: the annotation of a GenBank genome assembly